This is a messenger RNA of Enterospora canceri, 1410 nucleotides long. The record is from the annotation of a GenBank genome assembly. Lineage: Eukaryota; Fungi; Microsporidia; Enterocytozoonidae.
AUGCCAAGAGUAAGGAUAAAACACCCAGAUCCCAACGGAGCUGCUAAAAUACACCUCCUAAGGAUCCUCUCAGAACACCUCAUUUACGCCACUAAGAUCAUACCAGUUAAUGACGGCUUCAUCGUCCUAACAGGCACAGAUGAGGAAAUAGACAAGAUCUUCAACACCAACUUACAAAGAAGUCUGAAUGAUCAAAAUUUCAACCCAAUAGUCCCACCUGAACUGAGGGCGAAAAGGACUAUAGUAAUAUUCAAUGUUGAUGAAUAUAUAUACAACCAACCCACCAAAGAAAUAGAAGAUGAACUGAUCGGUGAAAAUAGUUGGCUACAAGACGGCAUAGAAAGCAUCUUCAAAGUACCACGAACAAAAAUAAUGAAGAUCUGCCUCAAUCAAACAGCAGCAGCCAAAAAAGCCACUGAAAGUGGAAUACUUGCUUUCCACAUGAGCAUCCCAGCACAUAACAUUAAAAUAGAAGAGUUUAUCCCUAUCCUGACUUGCAUGCGCUGCUACCAACUUGAAAGCCACCCUACCAAUAAAUGUCCUCGUACCAAAGAACAUAAAGUCUGCUCAGAAUGUGCAAAUGAAGGACACACAUGGAAAGAUUGCUUAUCCUUAGAGAAGAAAUGCCUGAAUUGCAACGGUCAGCACAGGACUUUAGCCAAUAAAUGUCCUAAAAGAAAAGAAAUAAAGGAAAAGAAGAGAAAUGAAAAUAAAGGGAAAAAGAACUUAACAUACAGCCAGGCUACAGCAACAACAACAACAAAUCCUAUAAAUCCCUUGAUUAAUACAUCAGACUGCUUCAACAAGGAUACUGCUACAAAGAUAAUGGCCUGCAUGAUGCACGCUCAUAUUCAAAACAUUGCAAGACCAGGAACUUACAAUGAUGAAAUAAAUAAAGUAUUUAAACUGAAUAACCUCCCCUCAAUAAUACUCCCUGAAAACCCACCUUCUGCAGACAUCUUUAGUAUGACAACAACUAUACCACAAGACAAUACUGCAGAAGAAACACCAUUAGCAGCAACAGGAGCAACAGCAAAACAAACAAAAACACAAGAAACACAAAAUACAAUUAAUGAAGAUGUGCAAGACUCACCACCGACACCAACACAAAUAAAAGGCUCGCAGCUUGGACUACAAAUCAUUACACGCAAGAGCGAAGGUUGGCCUAAGCAUGAACUGAAUGUACAACACAUCAAAUUUGGAAUUGACACAGGAUUAUACAAAUGGAGGUAUACAUGUGCAGCAUAUGAGGAACAAGAACUAUACAUCUAUAUUACCAACAACGAAGUUGACUUAGUCAACUGCUUCUGCAUAACAGAUGACUCUCAGUUCAAAAAGAUUCGAAAUGGUCUUGUUCAAGAAAGAACACCCCCACCUAACAAACACAGAUACCGUCACAGCAGCAAAUAA